Molecule: messenger RNA, 915 nt
Organism: Plasmodium yoelii
Lineage: Eukaryota; Apicomplexa; Aconoidasida; Haemosporida; Plasmodiidae
Product: PIR protein
Exons: 3
Coding region: 1-915 (304 amino acids)
Source: RefSeq, a predicted model, not a curated record
AUGAAUAAGCAAGUGUGUGAAAAGUUCGAGAAUCUAUGGGAUAAAUUUUCUGAUAAAUUGGACAGUGAUAAUAACUAUAUAUUUCAAAAAGAAAACUUCUUAGAUGGUUAUUGUGGUAGUAAUAGUUGUGAUACUGAUUUCGAAAAAAUUAAUGGUGGAUGUUUAUAUCUUUUUAAUAAAAUAUUUGGGACUUCUGAAUUGUUUAAGUCUGUUGCAAAUAGUAACAUCAAUAUUGUUGAAUACAUUAUGAUAUGGUUAAGUUAUAUGUUAAACCUAAAGGAACAAACAGGAAGUGAUAGCAAUCUACAAUUUUUUUAUAGUACAACUAUAGAUAAUGAUAGAUAUAAAAAUUCUAUAGCUGAUGUUACAGAGUAUAAACAUUAUAAGGAUCUUAUAGAUAAAAAAAAAGAAUUCAUGGAUAUUUCUAGUGAAAAAAUAACUAAACUUUAUGUUUUAUUUAAAAGUUUAUGUAAUAUGUAUACUGGUUUGAAUGAAAAGAAUCCAGAUUGCACGAAAUAUAUAACAACCGCUAAUGAAUUUGUUAAAAAAUAUCAAGAACUUUAUGGAGAUUCUGAUAACACUGGUAGUAGUUUAUAUAGAAAAAUAUUACAUAAUUUAUCAACUGAUUAUAGUAAUUUUAAAAAGAAAUGUAAAAAUAGUUCGUCAUUUCCAUCGAUAGAAGCAACAAACAAUUUUAUACGCACUUCUGAACUAACUUCUACACAAACUUAUGAAGAUACACCAUCAAGUUCGUCGAUAACAACCAGAUUAUUUACAGUUUUAUCGAUAUUUGGUGCAAUAGCAUUUUUUUUAGGAAUUUCUUAUAAGUAUUCGUUAUUUGGAUUUCGGAAACGAUUUAAAAAACAACAAAUAAGAGAAAAAAUAAAAAAUAUAAAGAAGAAAAUGAAUCAAUAA